AUGAAGACUGCAGAUCACCUUAGGUCCCUCAUUAGUGAUCUAGAAAACUACGAAAAGGAGUUGAAGGAAAAAGUUCAGCAAAAGGAAGCAGAAUUGGAUUUAUUACUUCGAAAAGUUUUAUCCGAAAAAUCUACCAAAGUUUCCUUUUGUAAUACCAGUAGUAAUGCAGAAAACCCGUGCGAAUUCGCAACUGCCUCUUCUGCUUUUCAACUCCGCAUAUCACGCAAUCCCAUCAAAAGAGAAGUUAAAGACAAUAUGGUGCGAUCGCCUUCACCUUGUUUAACAGGAGAGAAGAGACGCUUAAAUCCAUCUACAGUCUCUACUACUAUCUCCAGUAAACCUGUCGAGAGUGUAAAGGAUUGUAAUUCUAACAAUUACUUCCAGGAUCCACAAGAUGACUCUGGUUUAAUUAAUAUAAAUGAGGUUUCAUCCAUUUCCCGUGCUAGUAAUGAUAUCUCCAUGGACUCUGGAUGCCCCACAGAAGCUGAAGUCCUCUUAACAACAGGUCUCACAGAGAAGAGUCGACCAACAACACGUCGCGUACGCUUCGUAAGCCGAAGCCCACAGAUAGCGUCAUCUGAUCUUAACAAGGAUAAAGAAAUUCAUAUGAAGCCAGAAAAGAUAUUAAAAGGAAAACCCCGUAGUACCCCAAUGCCAAACUCAAAGACUUUUCGAAACUCUUCUUUACAAUCUCUUCAGAAUGAUGAUAAGGCGAAUGAGUGUUGUGCAUCUCCUGUGGGGAUAGUAUCUAAAUCACAACGCAUCAUAAAUAAAGAAAACAAUAAUACUUUGCCAAAUAAUAUCAAUGAUCAUGAAGAUAAACCUUGUUAUAUUCGUCAAGAUCAAAAACAGAGAGGUCCAAAAGGACCUUCAGAAGACUCUAGAUGUAUAAAAGACAAGACAGAUAAUAUUUCUUCAGAUGUUUUGCUGCCGAGACUCUCUUCAUUGCGUGAGUCUGACACAACGCGUCCAAUUCAGCGGAGAGUUGAUGGAAUCCCAUCGCAACAACAACAACAAAGACAACAACAGAAAAGAAACAGAAGUUCUGAUUUGAUAGUGAAGACUCCUCGCAUCUCCGCUUCACGUAGUGUGAGUGCUGCAAGAACACAGAUAGCAAGUAGUGUACAACAGGAAGGUAGAGGGGCUGGAAUCGUUCUUGCUUGUGGUCCUACACUAUUUUUUGACUAA
Messenger RNA from Trypanosoma theileri, 1188 nucleotides. RefSeq lists its product as uncharacterized. The transcript has a single exon. Lineage: Eukaryota; Euglenozoa; Kinetoplastea; Trypanosomatida; Trypanosomatidae. Bases 1 to 1188 code for a protein of 395 amino acids. The record is from RefSeq and is a predicted model, not a curated record.